UUCAGCCAAUUCAGAACUGAAGAUGCGUGGGUUAUAUUUUCAAAAAUAUCAUACGUCACUGAUCGAUUGUAUCAGGAUUAAAUUGCAGCCUGCGUCACGAUCGUGGCAGCAUGAUUAAUGUAAAGAUCAAGUGCUCGAUUCUCAUAUUUCCUGUAAUCGAUGUGCUUAUUCAUUUAUUAUUAUUACUUUUUACUUUCAUUAUCAGAAAACACGUUUAACUAUCUGGCACUGGUGGAUCGAAAUUUUGAUAACCCGACCUAGAUAUACCGAUCCUCGUACCAAUGCCAAAGAGUAAGUACGACGUGAAGUGCCGGAGGCAGAUGUUGUCUGAGUCUGUGAGGCUGGUGGAAGGUUCGGAGGCGUUUGAAAGAUGGCAAAACGUGCCGGUACCAGUUUUCUAUAAAGUGUACUUUUUCAACGUGAGUAAUCCGGACGAUGUACAGAACGGGAUUCAGCCAAUUGUCGAGGAAAUCGGCCCUUACGUUUACAAGCAGUACAGAACGAAGAUAAACAUUACUGCGGCUGAUGAUCUGCUUUCCUAUUAUCAGCACCAGCUUUUCGAAUUCGACGAAGAAGCGUCGGACCCGUUAACGGAAUACGAUGACAUAACUGUCGUAAAUUUACCCCUCAUGUCGAUUGCAACGGUGGCUGAGUAUAACUCAGCAUCGAGUCUUAUCUCCCAACUGGCUCUAUUGAACACUGCUAUUCCAACGAUCUUCCAAAAUCCAACCUCGGUAUUCCUGACCACGACACCGAGGGACUUCCUCUUCGACGGUGUCUACGUAUACUGCAACUCUACCGGCAUUAUCAACACCAUUAUAUGCAAUCAAAUUGAGAAUUACGCCCCGAAAACGAUGCCUCGUUUGUCGGACGGCCGGUUCAAGUUUUCCCUCUUCAGCCACAAAAAUGAUUCAAACGACGGUUACUACUCGAUCAACAGCGGUCUCAACGACAUUUCUCAACUGGGAGACAUAAUUUCCUGGGAAAACUCAAGCGUGUUGGAUACGUGGACGGAAGACGGUAGUUGUAACGACAUAGUCGGUUGCGAUGCGAGUAUCUAUCCACCGUUCAGAACCCAGGGACCAAGCGUAAACAUUUUCAGCACCGACAUAUGCAGGUCAGUGAGGCUUGACUUUUCGGAAGUAUCCAGUUACUCCGGAAUUGAUAGUUACAAGUACGUGGUUAGCAAAGACAUGCUCUCAUCGCCGUUAACCUAUUCGGAAAACCAAUGCUUCUGCCUGAAUCGUACCGAAGGAAUAAGAGGCACCGAUGGCUGUCUAUUGGACGGCGCUAUGGAGCUUUGGGACUGCCAAGGUGCACCGAUCGUUCUUUCACAUCCGCAUUUCUACCUCGCGGACGAAUCGUAUCAAAAUGGCGUCGAUGGACUCAGCCCGAACAAAUCUCUGCACGAAAUGUUCGUGGAAUUGGAACCGAUAACCGGAACUCUUCUGCAUGGAAGUAAAAGAGUUCAAUUCAACAUCUUCCUCAGACCAAUCUCGCGCAUCUCUUUGACCACCAAUCUGUCCACCACACUGAUGCCUGUUGUGUGGAUCGACGAGGGCAUCGAACUAACCGAUGAAUUUAUCGAUGAACUGAACACGAGUCUGUUCGAUCUACUGGAUCUUAUUAAUUAUAUCAUAUGGGGUGCCAUAGGCGGUGGGACGGUUUUGUUCGUCAUAGGAUUUGUCUGGUCGCUGAUAUCAUGCUGCCGGUCUAGAUCAACAUCUGCCAAAAAAGUCGGUGGAUAAAUAAUCUACGCUCGUAUUUUUCAUCUGUUGUGUAAAUACGCUUAAAGAAGAAAACUUUUUUUACCACCAGUAUAAUAAUUCGGUAUUAAAAUCCAUUUCCGUAUAGUGAUAAUAAUAAUAAUAAUAGUAAUAAUAAUACUAUAAUUAUGUACUGCUGCGCUAUUCUACUGAAAAAAAUGUUCCAGUUUGGAUUAAAUACAUUGUAAUAUACUACGUUAUAGUAGAAACAUGUUAUAUAGUCGUCACUGUAAGAGAAACGUGUGAUAAAAAUUCGAAACGAUUUUCGAAAAAAGAUUCAUAUAAUAUUAAGAAAAAAUACUUAUAC
Diprion similis is the source of this 2073-nucleotide messenger RNA. It is a transcript of the gene Snmp2, whose product is annotated as sensory neuron membrane protein 2. Gene Ontology annotation, molecular function: scavenger receptor activity. Bases 282 to 1748 code for a protein of 488 amino acids. The record is from RefSeq and is a predicted model, not a curated record. Gene Ontology annotation, cellular component: membrane; cytoplasm. NCBI's taxonomy places the organism in Eukaryota, Metazoa, Arthropoda, Insecta, Hymenoptera, Diprionidae. The transcript is spliced from 9 exons.